Molecule: messenger RNA, 5540 nt
Organism: Brassica napus (rape)
Lineage: Eukaryota; Viridiplantae; Streptophyta; Magnoliopsida; Brassicales; Brassicaceae
Exons: 5
Coding region: 34-5442 (1802 amino acids)
Biological process (GO): DNA integration
Molecular function (GO): nucleic acid binding; zinc ion binding
Source: RefSeq, a predicted model, not a curated record
AGAAAUAUCCCAACGAGUGCAAUUACAUCCAUAAUGAUAAGAGAUCACACGGCAAAGGCCGAGGUGGAUACAAGAACCGUGGUCGUGACAAUUACUCGAACAACCGAGACAACUACUCAGCCGGCCGGAAAGGAAACCACAAUAACAGUGGUCGUGGUUCCAAUCCCGGCCGUGGCCGAGGCAGUUAUGGCCGAGGUCGAGGCGGUAUAUCCAAACCGUCUUACUCGACCAAAUCCGUUUGUCACAGAUGUGGGAUGGGCAACCUGUAAUGACCCCAACCCUAGGCUUUGCCCAAGGGUCAAGUCAUUUUUCUUUAAAGAGAGAGAGAGAGAGAGAGAGAGAGAGAGAGAGAGAGAGAGAGAGAGAGAGAGAGAGAGGGAAGGAAGAAGCUCACCAAGAGUCCUCGCCGGAGCCACCGCACGCCAGGACGUCAUCAAGCUCGUCAUCACCAUCAACCGCAGCUCGAGGCCAUCAUCGUGUUCCUCUCGUCAAGACGAAGCCGUAGACACCAACCGCGUCGCGAUCGGAGCCUGGACGAAGCCGUACGCGCCCCCCGAAGAUUCGCCUCUGCGCGCGCGUGAGUUACACGCGCCGCCGUCGGACCACCGUCCUCCGCCGCAGCGCCGCCGCCGGACCACCGUUCUCCGCCGUCGCCGCCGGCCAACUUUCCGAUUUGGAGUCCAUUUGAGCAGCUGGAGUUCAUAUAUACCACUUCUCUUCAUUGCUAAGAUGGCGCCCAGGAAGAGAGUUGUUCGUACUCAGACUGCCAGAGUUGCUAGAGAGGCUGAGGAUGAGCAUGUCCAACCCGCAGUUCCGCAGCAGGCGGCUCCGCCUAUUGAUCAGGAUGCUUUGAGACAGAUGGUUCAGGAUGCGGCUAGGCAGGCUGCACAGGAGACAGUCCAGCAAGCUGCCCAGGAGGCUGCCCGAAUAGCUGCUCAGGAGGUUGCCAGACAGAUGGCUGCAGUACAGCAGGGUCCGCAGAUUCGCAUGCAGCAGGCUCCACCAGUUCAGGUUCAGCAUUAUCAUCAGGUUCCACAUCAGCCGGCUCCAGUCCAGCAGUACCCUCAGGUUCCUGUUCAGCCGGUUCCAGGAGUUUUUCAGGUUCCACCGCCGCCACCUGCUUUCCCAGUUCAGGUGCCCGAGGUUGAUGAGACAUUUAUCAGGGUGUUGGGACAGAUGAAGUAUGUGAGCUUGGAGCAUUUCACUGGAACGACGGAACCUACAGUUGCUCACGAUUGGAAGCACAAUUUGGAUAAGUGUUUGAAGACCAUCUCGUGCCCACCAAGGCUCAAGCUAAACAUCGCUGAGUUGUAUUUGCGCGGAGAUGCAUCAAUCUGGUGGGAUGGAGUGAGAUUGAUGCACCGUGGCGAGCUGACAUAUGAUGAUUUUCUUUACGCGUUCAAUAAGAAGUAUUUUCCGAGGGAAGCUUUGCAUGAGAAGAAGAAUGAUUUCGAGCAUUUGAGACAGGGUGCAAAGUCUGUCAGGGAGUAUGAGCGGGAGUUUAACCAGCUCCGCAGAUUUGUGGGUAACAACAUAGAUGAGGAGGAUCUGAUCAGGAGGUUCUUAGAUGGGAUGCGAGUAGAGCUUCGUGGUAGGUGCAGUGUGGUUACCUACACCAGUUUGGAGGAUCUGGUAGAGAAGGCGGCUGUGCAGGAGAAAUGUAUGGGUGAGGAGCAGAAGUUCUCCAAAGCAGUUCAGCCUAAGGCAGGAGGGGCUUCGGGGUCGCAGAAGAGGCCUUGGGAGCAGACUGGAGCACCCCGUUGUGGGCGUUGUCGUCGCCACCAUUUUGGGGAAUGUUUCCAGUGCUAUAAUUGCGAUCAGUUUGGGCAUCUUGCGAAGAACUGUAGGAAGCCACCACGAACUCAGGUUGCAACACCAGCAGCAGCAGUAGCACCAGCAGUGGCAACGAGGAACUGUUACGGCUGCAACCAGCCGGGUCACAUCUACAGAGAUUGUCCGAGGAGAGGCAAUGCGGCACUUCCACCACCACCGAAGCGUCUAGCCAUCGCUCCACGUGUCUUUGCAGUUGGAGAUCCCCAGGGAGCUGAGCCGAUAGCGGGAUCGGUUUUGGUUGGAGGAAAGUCAGCUCACACCUUAUUCGACACGGGAGCCUCUCAUAGUUUUGUGAGUCCACGCUUAGCCCAGUCUUGGCCUUUUCGGGGUGUAUUCGAACCGAAGGCUAAGAAGAUUCAGACUGCCGGCACGGAGAGAUUGGGAGCAGUCGGCGUCCAUCGCAAUGUACCAGUUAUUCUUGGAGGAGUUGAGUUGCUCGGAGAUUUGACGGAACUGGAGAUGAGCUGCUACGAUGUUAUACUUGGAAUGGAUUGGUUGUCACGACAUCAAGUAGUACUGGAUUGUCCGAGAGCGAGAGUCCAUAUCCCCAGAGCAGAAGGGAAGAUCAUAUUCCAGGGGAUUAAGACGCACCAUGGAAUUUCCAUUGUCUCCAUGUUGCGCGCAGAUGAGCUACUGGAGAGAGGAGCAGAAGGAUUUUUGGCGACCAUUUCGAUGGUUAAGGAGGAUGGUCAGCAGGAGCUGCAUGACAUUCCAGUGGUUUUCGAGUACGAAGACGUUUUUGAGGCUUUAAAAGGGCCGCCACCAGCUAGAGCAGACGUUCUUGCGAUCGAGGUGGAGCCAGGAGCAACACCAGUUUCACGAGCCCCAUACCGCCUUGCACCAGCUGAGAUGGCGGAAUUGAAGAAACAGUUGGAAGAGUUAUCAGAUAAGGGAUUUAUCAGGCCGAGUACUUCACCGUGGGGAGCACCAGUGUUGUUCGUGAAAAAGAAAGAUGGGAGUUUCAGACUUUGUAUCGACUAUAGAGGUCUGAACAAAGUGACCAUCAAGAAUAAGUAUCCGCUUCCGCGUAUUGACGAGUUGUUGGACCAGUUGCAGGGAGCUUCUUGGUUCUCUAAGAUUGACUUGGCAUCGGGAUACCACCAGAUUGCGAUAGCUGAUGGAGAUGUGCGGAAGACGGCCUUCCGUACACGCUAUGGGCAUUAUGAGUUUGUGGUGAUGCCAUUUGGAUUGACGAACGCACCGGCAGCGUUCAUGAAGCUUAUGAAUGAUGUGUUUCGGGAGCACUUGGAUAAGUGUGUGAUCGUUUUCAUCGACGACAUUUUGGUUUAUUCUCGGAGUAGAGAAGAGCAUGCUGAGCAUUUGAGGGUUGUGCUGGAUAAGCUUCGGGAACACCAGUUGUUUGCCAAGCUGAGUAAGUGUAGCUUUUGGCAGAGGAAGAUUGGAUUUUUGGGCCAUGUGAUUUCAGAAGCAGGAGUUGCCGUAGAUCAGGAGAAGAUUACCGCCAUUUCAGAGUGGCCGACGCCAAAGAAUGCUACGGAGAUCCGCAGUUUUCUCGGUUUGGCGGGGUACUACAGGAAGUACGUCAAGAGUUUUGCUAGCAUUGCAAAGCCAAUGACGAAGCUGACGGGCAAAGACGUCAAGUUUGAUUGGUCAGACGAUUGCUCGAGGAGUUUCACUGAGUUAAAGCGACAGCUGACCCAUGCGCCCGUUUUGGUACUCCCGAGGCCAGGGAUACCAUAUGAGGUUUACACUGAUGCGUCAGGCACUGGUUUAGGAUGUGUAUUGAUGCAGGAAGGUCAGGUCAUUGCAUAUGCAUCACGUCAGUUGAGGCCUCACGAGGUCAACUAUCCUACGCAUGAUUUAGAGUUAGCAGCAGUUGUAUUUGCACUGAAGAUCUGGAGAUCAUAUUUAUAUGGGGAGAAGGUGAAGAUCUUCACGGACCAUAAGAGUUUGAAAUAUAUCUUCACUCAGGCGGAUUUGAAUUUGAGGCAGCGUAGGUGGGUCGAGUUGUUAGCAGACUACAACCUGGAUAUUGCUUAUCAUCCGGGAAAAGCUAAUCAAGUAGCAGAUGCCUUGAGCAGGCGCAGGAGCGAUGUUUCAGGAACCAAGGAGGUUCAAGAGUUUACUAGGACACUUGCUAGUCUCAAAUUGUGUGCCACUACCGUGGAAGGUGAGGCAGUUGGCCUCGAGGCUGUGGAGCAAGCAGAUUUGUUAUGGAAAGUGCGUAAGGCUCAGGAUGCUGAUAAGGCUUUGUGUAAGCAGAUCGAGAUUGAGAGUAUUGGAUAUCAUACAGCUUCGAGUGGGAUGUUCAUGUAUCGGAACCGGGUUUGUGUGCCUAAUGAUGAGUUGUUAAAAAAGGAAAUCUUGCAGCAGGCACACCACUCGCGUUUCUCUAUUCAUCCAGGAAACACCAAGAUGUACAAGGAUCUCAAGCGUUAUUAUCAUUGGCUUGGCAUGAAGAGGGAUGUUGCUUCAUUUAUAUCGCAGUGUCAGACGUGUCAGAUGGUCAAGGCCGAGCAUCAGGUGCCUAGCGGGUUAUUGCAGAACCUGCCAUUGCCAGAGUGGAAAUGGGACAUGGUAACUAUGGAUUUUGUGACGGGGUUGCCAACCACCUUAGGAGGAAAGAAUGCCAUCUGGGUAAUCGUGGAUAGACUUACCAAGUCAGCCCAUUUUCUAGCUAUUAAGAAGACGGACAAAGCUGAUCAGUUAGCACAGACUUACAUCAGCGAGAUUGUGAGAUUGCAUGGAGUUCCUGUCAGCAUUGUAUCAGAUCGAGAUACAAAGUUUACGUCCGAAUUUUGGAGAGCCUUCCAGAAGGCGCUUGGGACGAAAGUGCAUAUGAGUACGGCUUAUCACCCGCAGACAGACGGUCAGUCAGAGAGGACGAUUCAGACUUUGGAGGAUAUGCUUAGAGCUUGUGUUUUGGAUUGGGAAGGGAGUUGGGCAAAGUACCUACCCCUAACGGAGUUCGCCUACAAUAAUAGUUAUCACUCGAGCAUUAAGAUGGCACCAUAUGAGGCUCUUUAUGGUAGGCCUUGUCGCACACCGCUUUGUUGGACCGAAGUGGGGGAGCGACGUGAGAUAGAACCUGCAAUGGUUCAAGAGACAGUUGAGCAGGUUGAGAUGCUUAAGAUGCGGCUUAGGGAAGCCCAUGACCGUCAGAAGAGUUAUGCAGAUAAGCGGCGUAAAGAUCUGGAGUUCCAGGUUGGCGACCUGGUAUACCUGAAAAUGAGGACAUUUCAGGGAGGAUCUAAGACUCGGAAGCUGAAGAAGCUUAAACCGAGAUAUAUGGGACCAUAUCCCAUUUUGGAGCGAAUUGGAGCAGUUGCUUACCGAUUGGAUUUAUCCGAAGAGUUAUCAGAUUUCCAUGACGUGUUUCAUGUUUCGGUUUUGAGGAAAGUCGUGAGAGAACCAGAGCUCAUUUUGCAGCAGCCGCCCAGUGACCUUGGUAGGAAUUUGCGUGCGCCGUGUCAGCCAGUAGAGCUAUUGGAUCGCCAAGUGAAAGCAGAUGAUGGUAUGAUGACUAUGUUGGUCAAAGUUCGUUGGGAGAGAGAUGGUAUUCAGGAAGAAACUUGGGAGUCCGAGCCCCAGAUGAGGAUUGAUUAUCCGGAGCUUUUCCGGGUUGACGUUGGACAUGACAACUUAUGAAUUGAAUUCGGGGACGAAUUCCUUGUAAGUAGGGGAGAAUUGUAAUGACCCCAACCCUAGGCUUUGCCCAAGGGUCAAGUCAUUUUUCUUUAAAGAGA